CAUUUCUCCUCAUUCCAAUACAUACACACCAAAGUCUCUUUUGGAGCAAAAAGAGAAAUUUAACAAUGGGUUCAAGAACCACAAGCUCUUUAGCCAUUUUCUUGAUUCUCAACAUCCUCUUCUUCACAACAAUCUCCGCCUGCGGUAACUGCGGUUGCCCUUCUCCCAAGCCAAAACCUAACCCUAAACCCAAACCAACCCCAAACCCUAGCCCUGCCACAGCCAAAUGCCCUAGAGAUGCCCUUAAGCUUGGAGUCUGCGCCAACGUGCUCAACGGUCUACUCAACAUUACCCUUGGCCAACCACCGGUCGAGCCAUGUUGCACGCUUAUAAAAGGACUCGCUGAUCUUGAGGCUGCUGCUUGUCUCUGCACCGCGCUCAAGGCUAAUGUCCUCGGGAACAACUUGAACAUCCCGAUCUCUCUCAGUCUGCUUCUCAAUGUUUGUAGCAAAAAGGUUCCCCCUGGCUUCCAAUGCUGAUUAAGAUUCUAAUCAUAUACAACCAUCACAGUUCUACAUAUCGUCUUUGUAUCUCGUGUUUUGUAAUGUGUGUAUUUAUGUAUGUGUGUAUGUGAUUCCUACAACUCUGAACUUCACAGUUAAUUUUUAUUUUGAUUUCUUAUACGGUCAUUUGUGGUGAUGUUGUAUCAUUUCUUGUUGUAUAAUUAAUAAAUCUUGUGUGUUUAAUAUU
Molecule: messenger RNA, 690 nt
Organism: Raphanus sativus (radish)
Lineage: Eukaryota; Viridiplantae; Streptophyta; Magnoliopsida; Brassicales; Brassicaceae
Product: 14 kDa proline-rich protein DC2.15
Exons: 1
Coding region: 66-479 (137 amino acids)
Source: RefSeq, a predicted model, not a curated record